GACAGUCCGAUAGGAAGGCAGACUUCAUACACAAAAAAGAUGGCUGUUUUUACGCAAGACCGUGAGUUCCAGGCUCUGCGAAACAGGUUUAAACAAGACGCCGAGUUACUCUUACAUGGAAACCCUGUUGAUAUCACCACAGAAAACUCUUCAGAAGAGAAGGAGAAGGAAAAGCCACUGCCCAGAGUUAAUUUGCAUUCUGUGUUCUGGAUUUUGGCUUCCAUUGGGCUGACGUACUACAUUGAUUUCUUUACUGUCAUUAAAGAAGAUGUUCAGAUUAAAAGUUGGUGGUUUAACAUUGGAAGCUUUUUCCUGUUAGUAAGCUUAGCUUUGGCCCUCUUCUGCAUAGUCUACCUGGAGUGGUUCUGUGGAAUUGGGGAUUAUGACAAAGAAUACCCAGCAAUAGCACCCAUCACUACCGCAGCAUUUAUUGUAGCGUCAGGCAGUUUUAACAUUGCUCUGUGGCCUGUGUGGUCUUUCUUCACACCUGUUAUCCUGUUUACCCAGUUCAUGGGGGUAGUAAUGGUUAUAUCUCUCCUGGGGUAGCAUUUAUAAGGAAAACAGUCACACGGAAUCACAUGUUCACUAUGUAGCAAAUUCUGGAGUCUGUAAGAAAAUGACAGAACUGACUGCAUUCUACCGUUCUUUGAAAAUAACCAUAACAAUUUGUUUUGUACCUUUUGGAUUUGUUGUAUUUAUUUCUGCACUGUACAUUGAGUGCAUAAGCAUUUUAUAUGAAGCACUCUUAAAUAUGUAUGUAGUGAGUCACUUUUUGUAAUGAAAAUAAAUUGCUAAUGAUUCUUUAUUAAA
This is a messenger RNA of Polyodon spathula (Mississippi paddlefish), 810 nucleotides long. It is a transcript of the gene tmem128, whose product is annotated as transmembrane protein 128. Lineage: Eukaryota; Metazoa; Chordata; Actinopteri; Acipenseriformes; Polyodontidae. Bases 40 to 546 code for a protein of 168 amino acids. The record is from RefSeq and is a predicted model, not a curated record. The transcript has 5 exons.